This is a messenger RNA of Drosophila teissieri, 3313 nucleotides long. RefSeq names its product kelch-like protein 26. Gene Ontology annotation, molecular function: protein binding. The record is from RefSeq and is a predicted model, not a curated record. NCBI's taxonomy places the organism in Eukaryota, Metazoa, Arthropoda, Insecta, Diptera, Drosophilidae. The transcript is spliced from 4 exons. Bases 371 to 2233 code for a protein of 620 amino acids.
CGAAAAGUAAAAAGUCGAAAGAAACAAAAAAGAAGCAAAGGGGCAGCAACAAGCAAAGAAAACGCACACGAAAUUUUUGUCUCCGCUCGGGCUUAGUACUAAUUUAUAUCAUUUUCUGCGGAUAUUCACCGUUGAACGGUGCAGAGUUCGCCAACUAACGGUUUGUGGACAGCUGGCCGCGAGUGUAAACAGAACGUGCUGCCCUCUCGCUCGCACUCGCACGCGCAUUCGCACUCGCACUCGCACCAGAAGCUCAGUCAUCUCAAGAAUUUCUUAUCAGACGGAUUCCCCAACCUUGGGCCCACAUAGGUGCACAAUUGGGUUAAUAGCCCGCGCUAAUCUAUAGUCCGUUCCGAAAGAGCACAGCGACAUGGCAGCGACGCCAGCGCCAGCAGUGACGCCGGCAGCGACGGCGACGUCGACUGCGGCGAAAACUCCUGCGAAUCCAUCGAAUCCCUUGUCCCCCGAGGAGGAGACCCUUCUGCGCGGCCUCAACAAACUGCGCAACGAGGAGAAACUCACGGACGUCACCCUGAUCGUCGAGGAGCACCGAUUCAAGGCUCACCGCGUCGUCCUGGCGGCCAGCAGCGACUACUUCUGCGCCAUGUUCGCCGACUGUGCCAUGAUCGAGUCGCGCAAGGACGAGAUCAAUCUCUAUGGGAUCACAGCGAGGGCCAUGGGCUCGAUCAUCGACUACAUAUACACAUCGAUGCUGGAGCUGAACUACGAUAACAUCGAGGAGAUCCUGGCGGCAGCCACACACGUCCAGGUGCGCGAGGUGAUUGAGCGAUGCACGAUCUUUCUGGGCGCAAAGAUCGAGAUGGAAAACUGCCUGGCCAUCGCGGGAAUGGCCGAUAUCUAUGGGAUCAUGGACUUGUCCGAGCGGGCCCACCGCUAUAUGUGCGCUCACUUCGAGGAGUUCGCGACCACGUCGGAUUUCAAGGAAAUGAAGGUGGACCAGUUGCGCUUCAUCCUCUCCAGCAACUAUCCCAUCGACGUGGCCGAGCAGGAUCUGGUGCGUCUGGUGUGCAGCUUUGCAAUCGAACAGCAGCUGGAGGAGAACGCUUUGGGGGAUCUGCUGAGGCUGAUCAACUGGCCGCACAUUAGCUAUAAGUCCCUGGACGAACUGAGGCACAUGAACUGCUCGCUGGACGAGGGAAAGCAGCUGCAACUGCCCACCACCUAUUACAAUCGAAUCAAACAGGAGUACAUGGGGCGCCUGCUCAACGGAGUGGUCCCCCUAAAGGAUCAAUCACUGCCACAGGGACCAACUAACAUGCGGGGCAUGGAGCUGUGCCUGCUCAAGAUCGGCGGCUUCGAGUGGAAGGGACUGACCAACGUGAUAAUGUGCUUCUCGCCAACGAAAAUGAAUUGGUUCGAGUUGACUGCCAUUCCGCACAUCGAUCAGUGCAACUUUGGCACUGCCGUUCUGAACAACAAACUGUUCAUCGUGGGUGGAGCCUACGAUGUCUGUCUAAAGGAGUACAUCCAUCCCUUUGGCUUCUGCUACUGUCCGCUCAGGAAUACCUGGAUGACCAUAGCACCCAUUCAGCUGGAUCGCUGCCGCUUCUCAUUGAACGCUGUGGGCGAUCAGCAUCUCUAUGCUGUGGGCGGCAUUCUGGACGAUGAUAACUCCGAAGAAGCCCUGCGCAUGAUCUCCAACGUGGAGCGCUACGAUAUCGCCCAGAAUGUAUGGACCUAUAUGCCCAGUCUGCAGGAGAAUCGCAGUCAGCAUGCCGGCGUCGUUGUGGGCGAUAAGCUGUACAUCUCUGGUGGCGUCCACUUGGCCAACAUAUUGGCGAGCUUGUGGGUGUUCGACACGAAGACAGAAGUCUGGCAAGAGCUGGCCUCGAUGCCCACGCCGUGCUGCGACCACGUUUUGGUGGCGGUGGAUAACCGAAUCUAUGCCUGCGGCGGAUGGCACGAGAGUUUGACGGAGUCGCGGGUUCUGGUGGAGCACAUCUAUGCCUACGAUAUUGAGAGCAACACGUGGAGCGUGGAGACGCAGAUACCGGCCCCAAAGUUCUACUCCGGCGUGACUGCGAUGGGCAGAACCAUAUUCUUUGUGGGCGGACUGGACUCUACGGAAUCGAUUGAUCGCGCCAGUGCGGAGACAAUGGCCUACGACUUGGAUAGCAAGGAAUGGUGGCGCGAGAAGGACUCGUGGGACUCGCCCAACGAUGUGUGGGAAUCAACGUGCGUGGCCAUCUAUGUGCCCAUGUGCGAUUUCUAACUGAUGUCCCACCAAGCCUCCAAGCCUCCAUUUCCACCAUCCUCCCCAUCGAAUUUAGCGAUUCUCAUUAUAUUUUUAUAAAUGUAUACAUAGUAUGUGUAGCUAGCGUAGACCUAUGUACAUGCGAGAUUUUGUGAUGACUGCAGUGACAAAAAUGUGCCAAGCACGGCAACGAAACAUGUUUAGACCGUAUAUGCCUUAAUUUCGCUCUCGAACGAAUAUACAGAUAAUGCUAAAUUAUUAAAUAACACUUAAUUAACUUGUAUAGACCGCGUAUGCCUUCAUUUCUCAGUUGAUUGAUAAGUCAGAGCUCGAAAAAUAGGGUUUUAUUUGUGUGAUCCUUUGAUUGCCCUGAUUAUUUCAUCAUAGGCAAACAUAAAAGAUAAUUGUCUAUGUGUUUUAAAAUGCAGUAAGUUUUUUGUAGAAGGCGCUAUGUUGUUAUGCAUGUCUUGUAAAUAUAUGAAAUAAGAAAGUUUGUAAACUAGAGUUCACGGUAUCUAAAGAUUUACGUCAAGAUUAAAUCGGUAUCAGCUGUAACAAUUUUCGCGAGAGAAAUUUGUCUAUUUGUAAUUUGCGUUCUUGCACAACUGUUUACCUUUUGCUCAUCAAAUUGGUGUAUUGCACUGAAUUGUUUUUUUUUUUAUGUUUAAAGAACUCGAUCAAUUAUUCUGAUAAAUUUGUUUUACGCAGAAAACCUUUUUAACGAGCUCUGAUAAUAGUGAGUGUAAAAUAAGUAGACCAUGUACUUAAUUUGUAUAAACUAGAAUUAGUUCGUUCCUAAGUCUGGACUGUUCUUCGUCGAGCCGAAAUCACUCAUUCAUUAAUUUAUUUUUUUUUAUCAUCAAAGUGAUCCACACUUAGGUUUUCAAGUUUGGAAUCAUCCCCAUUCGAGUAAACACUAAAAGUUGUAUUUCCUUGCAAUUCUAAAACAAGGACACUGCCUAAGUUAUUGAACUAAAACGUUCUUCGUUGAAUCGACGAUAAUAGGAAGGACCUACUAGGUUUACAGUUUGUAUAAAGAAUUUAUUACUCAGUAUUUAAGGUCGUCGGCAAUAAAUAAAAACACUAAAUCAAUCUGAA